Closterium sp. Naga37s-1 is the source of this 4275-nucleotide messenger RNA. The record is from the annotation of a GenBank genome assembly. Lineage: Eukaryota; Viridiplantae; Streptophyta; Zygnematophyceae; Desmidiales; Closteriaceae.
AUGUAUCUGGGUGCAUCACACUGUGAUAUGACAUGGCAUGAUGAUGAUGAUGAUGAUGAUGAUGAUGAUGAUGAUGAUGAUGAUGAUGAUGAUGAUGAUGAUGAUGAUGAUGAUGGUGGUGGUGGUGGUGGUGGUGGUGGUGGUGGUGGUGGUGGUGGUGGUGGUGGUGGUGGUGGUGGUGGUGGUGGUGGUGGUGGUGGUGGUGGUGGUGGUGGUGGUGGUGGUGGUGGUGGUGGUGGUGGUGGUGGUGGUGGUGGUGGUGGUGGUGGUGGUGGUGGUGGUGGUGGUGGUGGUGGUGGUGGUGGUGGUGGUGGUGGUGGUGGUGGUGGUGGUGGUGGUGGUGGUGGUGGUGGUGGUGGUGGUGGUGGUGGUGGUGGUGGUGGUGGUGGUGGUGGUGGUGGUGGUGGUGGUGGUGAUGAUGAUGGCGAUGAUGAUGAUGAUGAUGAUGAUGAUGAUGAUGAUGAUGAUGAUGAUGAUGAUGAUGAUGAUGAUGAUGAUGAUGAUGAUGAUGAUGAUGAUGAUGAUGAUGAUGAUGAUGAUGAUGAUGAUGAUGAUGAUGAUGAUGAUGAUGAUGAUGAUGAUGAUGAUUUUAUGUGCAUUGUGUGCCUGAGGAAGCAAGAGUAUUUCAUCCCCGUGGGAAUCAUUCUCAAGUGCCUAAUGGACGUCUCAGAUGCAGAGCUGGCGCUGGUGGUGUUGAGUCACCUGCGCUCUCUGUGCCUCUUCACGCGCAUGGAGUGCCUUGCUUUCCUUGGGAAGACCUUCCGCCCCGCUGUCAACGUGCCCAGCUACAAGUCAGACGCCUAUUCACGCGUGCUCUCGUCUCUUCAUGCGCAAGUAGUGCCCGGCAUUGUAAACUUCCCCGGCAGCAAGUCCGAUGCAUAUGUGAGUGGCGUGGCGUGGCAGCGGAUCAGCACAGACCUUGUGCGCGUGGCACCUCUUCUCCUUCCUGCGCAGCGCACCCCCUUCCUUCCUCUUCCCAACUCCCUCUGUCCCCCCUCUGCCUCCCACCUGUUCAACCCCAACGCCCUCAUCUUCAUGCUGCACAAGCUGUGGUCGAUGGUGGAUGGGCUAUCACAGGAGGACUCAAUGGACACGCUCAUGCAUCACGAGCUCUACCUGCCGGGCCACAUCCUCAACAUCUUCAUCAAGGAGAAGAUACAGCUGCACAAGAUUAAUUCGCAUGCCCCCCCCCCUCACUUCUCCUGCCCUGAGAAGCUGCACCUACACCUGCACAAGAUCCAAGCGCACGCCGCCCAGGAGCUCGUCGACAACCCCACCACCACGGACCUCCGCGCCUCCAACUGGCUGCGCCGCCUCGUCGAGGGCGGCCGGCCCGGGGCGGCAGGGGCGGCGCCGGCCGGCGGGCUGGCGAUGACGUUUAUAGGGAAGGACAUAGAGUACAUGCUGAACACGGGGAACCUGGCGAGCCCAUCGGGGCUGGACAUGCAACAGAGGUCGGGAUUCACUGUCGUGGCUGAUAAACUCAACUGGCACCGCUACCUCUCGCAUUUCCGCUCCGUGCAUCGCGGGGCGUUCUUCUCAACACUGCGGACCACCACUGUGCGCAAGCUGCUGCCAGAGUCGUGGGGGUUCGUGUGUCCCGUGCACACACCAGACGGCGCCCCCUGCGGCCUCCUCACUCACCUGUCAGCCCCAUGCACAGUCACCACCGACCUCACCCCCCCUCCCCUCGCCUCCCCCUCCCCCUCCGCCCCCUCCUCCGCCUUAGCCCUCCUCCCCUCCACUCCUGGCUCUGCACUCGUCCCCCACACCCCCUCCACACCUGCUGGAACUCCCGGAGCAGCCUCCCUAGCCUUGGGGCUAGGUUCGGGGGUAGGCUCGGUGAAGUCCCGCGACGCGAUUGGCCGAGCGGUGCUGCGGUGUCUGGCGCCGUUUGGGCUGGUGGCGGUGGGGGCGGGGGUGCCGCCCCCUGCGCCGUCUCCGGUGUUUCUGACGGUGAUGGUGGAUGGGUGUGUGCUGGCACACAUUCACUCGGAGAUGGCACCGGCUGCUGUGAAGCAUCUGAGUUCAGUGGGGCUAGUGGCAGUGUUUCUGAUGGUGAUGGUGGAUGGGUGUGUGAUGGGGCACAUUCAUUCCGAGAUGGCACCAACUGCGGUGAAGCAUCUGAGGUGCCUCAAGGCUACUGGGGAGGCUGGGAUCCCUCGGGACCUAGAGGUUGCUUACAUCCCAUUCUCCCAGCAAGGAACCUUCCCGGGCAUCUUCCUCUUCUCCGCACCGGCGCGCUUCGUCCGACCAGUGCGGCAGCUGCCCGCGCUCAACCCCAGAGCCACCGCUGCACCCACAUUCGAGCUCAUCGGUAGUCUGGAGCAGGUUUUCCUCGACGUGCUCUGCCCUGAUGGUUCGUCGUCCCCUUCCGCCCCAUCCGGCCAAGCCUCGACGGCAGGUUCGGCGACGCACGAGGAGGUUCGGCCGACGGAUAUCUUGAGUGUGAUGGCGAGCCUGACUCCCUGGUCGGAUUACAACCAGAGCCCCCGCAACAUGUACCAGUGCCAGAUGGGCAAGCAAACGAUGGGCAUGCCACUGCACUCGUUCCCCUUCCGCAAUGACAACAAGCUGUACCGCCUGCAGACGCCCCAGACGCCCAUCGCACGCACGGCAGCGUAUGACGACUAUGCCAUGGACCACUACCCCACUGGGGCCAAUGCUGUCGUUGCAGUGCUGGCUUAUACCGGGUACGACAUGGAGGAUGCGAUGAUCAUCAACAAGUCGUCCAUGGAGAGGGGCUUUGGCCACGGUUACAUCUACAAGAACGAGGUGAUCGAGGCCACCCAGGGCUCCACGUCACGUAUGGCCAAGUUCACGCCGGCCGGGCUGCCCGUGCAGAUGCUGGGGCGGGCGGCUAGUCACCGGCGCGGGCACAAGUGGACCAUUGACACCGAUGGGCUGCCCCGCCCUGGGGAGCACAUCACAAGCGGCGACGUGUACGCAUGCAAGGUGAACACGAUGACGGGCAAGGCGGACGAGAUUAAGUUGAAGGGGUCAGAAGAUGCGGUGGUGGAUGGAGUCACCCUCAUUGGCACCGGUCCCAAGACAGCGCUCACUAAGGCAUCCGUGCGCAUGCGCUUUGGCCGCUUGCCUCAAAUAGGGGACAAGUUCAGCAGCCGGCACGGGCAGAAGGGAGUGCUGUCACAGCUCUGGCCCGACGUGGACAUGCCCUUCGCCUCCUCCUCUGGCAUGCGCCCAGACAUCAUUAUCAACCCCCAUGCCUUCCCCUCGCGCAUGACCAUUGGCAUGCUCGUCGAGUCUGUGGCUGCAAAGAGUGGAUCUCUGCACGGAAACUUCGUGGAUGCUUCCCCAUUCCGCCCUGCCACGGUCAACCCCCCGCCCCUCACCAUGAGCCUCAAGUCCCGCCAGCCCGCCCAGCGACGUGGCGCCUCCCGAUUGGCCCGUCCCUCCGCUGCUACCCCAGGCCUCUCCACCCCUGUGCACCGCUCUAAACUGCACAAGAAAUCUGGUGCCCCCCCCACCCCGGCUACUCCUGUCACUCCUGCUGCUGCUGCUGGUGCUGAGAAAGGGGCUGGAAGCUUCACACCCUUGGAUCUCCCAACCCCUGCUUCAUCUGCCACACCUAGCCAGGCUGCCAAGCCUGCUGCAGGUCCGGCAGGAGCAGGUGGGCUGGGUGAAUCAAAUCCGCCACAGAAUAACGGAGAUCUGGUGGACACAUUCGGGCGGCAACUGGUGGAAAAGGGAUUCAGCUACUAUGGCACAGAGACUAUGUAUAGCGGAGUGUACGGGUGUGAGAUGGAGUGUGAAAUAUACCUAGGAGUGGUGUAUUAUCAGCGGCUGCGGCACAUGGUAUCAGAUAAAUUCCAGGUGCGGUCUACAGGGCCUGUGAACCCUCUCACGCAGCAGCCGGUGAAGGGGAGGAAGAAAGGUGGUGGAGUGCGGUUUGGAGAGAUGGAGCGCGAUGCAAUGCUGUCCCACGGCGCGGCGUUUCUCUUACACGACCGGUUACACUCAUGCUCCGACUACCACACCACUGACUUCUGCUCUCUCUGCGGCUCCCUGCUCGCUCCGGCGCUGUCUCGUCCCCGAGGCGGGUCGGCAGGUUCGGAUGCAGCUGUGGCGCUAGGCUUGGGGUUGGGGGCUGGUGUGGGGUAUGGGACGGUGGGGGGGGAGCUGAGGCAGAAGAAGAUGGUGUGUCGUGUGUGUGGCACGGGGAAGGGCGUGGUGCGAGUGGCGAUGCCGUAUGUGUUCAAGUAUCUGGCUGCUGAGCUGGCGGCAAUGAACAUAAAGCUCACACUGGGUGUGUGA